CUACACAUUCACACCGAUAAUCAUCAAGAUGGCGGUCGAAAAGAAGGACAAAUCUCAGGUUCACAAGCUUGCUCUUCGGGGAUCCUCGAAGACCGUCGCCGAGUUUUUCGAAUACUCAAUCAACACGGUUCUAUUUCAGAGGGGUGUCUAUCCCGCGGAGGACUUCACACCUGUCAAGAAAUAUGGCCUUAACAUGCUGGUCUCGUCCGAUGACCAGGUUAAAGCAUAUAUCAAGAAGAUCAUGUCGCAAUUGAACAAAUGGAUGAUUGGAGGCAAGAUCUCGAAGUUGGUGGUGGUGAUCACAAGCAAAGAGACGGGAGAACAUGUCGAGAGAUGGCAAUUCGACGUUCAGAUGUUGAACAAGUCUUCAAAACAUCGGUCCACGAAGAAAGCUCCAGACAAGGAGAAUGCGGCACCAGAAGAUGCGACGCCGGCCGAACCAGAGCCAGAGAAAACCGAAGCGCAGAUACAAGAAGAGAUCCAGGCGAUCUUUCGGCAGAUCACAGCCUCGGUCACCUUUCUGCCUGUUCUGGAUGGGAAUUGCACUUUCAAUGUGCUGGUCUACGCAGAUGCAGAUUCAGACGUCCCGAUCGAAUGGGGAGAUAGUGGUGCCAAAGAGAUCAGAGAUGGAGAAAAGGUGCAGCUUCGAAGUUUCAGCACCAGCAAUCACAAGGUAGAUACGUUGGUCAGUUAUCGUUUGGCGGAUUGAAGCCUCUACAUUGGGUACGGGACAAGCAAGGUGUUGACGGGUCGGCGCCGGAUUUCUAGGAAGGAUUGUCUAUCUAAGGACACAGCCGACACAUGAUAAUGACUCUCAACAAAGGAAAGCUAAGGUGUCCUUCCUUUUUGACCACCAUAAUCAAGACGAGUUGCUCUUGACCAUGAUAAAAUGAGUCGACAACAAUAAUGAUAGGCGCAGAACAGUUAAGCAAGGCUCCGAGACCUGCCCGCGGAGCCUUGCGGCGGGGACACGAAAGUGAUUUUUUGGAGAAAGUUUUUGAGGCUCGCAGACUGGCCU
Molecule: messenger RNA, 1018 nt
Organism: Exophiala viscosa
Lineage: Eukaryota; Fungi; Ascomycota; Eurotiomycetes; Chaetothyriales; Herpotrichiellaceae
Product: mitotic spindle assembly checkpoint protein MAD2
Exons: 7
Coding region: 29-709 (226 amino acids)
Biological process (GO): mitotic spindle assembly checkpoint signaling
Cellular component (GO): kinetochore; nucleoplasm; cytoplasm
Source: RefSeq, a predicted model, not a curated record